AUGGCUUCGGCUAACUUCUUCCCUUAUUCAGUAAACUCUUUAGUUCGUUUAAUUGUCCAAUUCCCAUUGUUUGCCUAUAUUGUUGGUUUCUUGGAAGAUUUCGUAAUUGGGAUCAUGAGAACUGGCCCGAUCCCAAAACAUAUAGCAUUGAUAAUGGAUGGAAACCGUACUUAUGCCAAGAAUCAUCGUCUUCCUUUGAAAGAUGGUCAUUUUGCAGGUGCUAAUGCUUUGGUUAAAGUUCUUGAAGUUUGUUACAAGGUUGGAAUAGAUCAAGUUACCAUCUAUGCGUUUUCCCUUGAAAAUUUUAAUAGGUCAAAAGAAGAAGUUGAUACCUUGUUUGGAAUGCUUCGUGAUAAACUUAAGUUGAUUUCUGAAAAUGAAGAAUCUUAUGCUAGAUACAACAAAGUUCGUAUCAAAGUCAUUGGAAACCGCUCGUUUAUCCCUGAUGAUAUUUUAAAAGAUUUAGAGUACAUUGAACAGAUAACUAAAGAAAAAUCAUCACGCAAAACCUUACAUGUUUGCUUCCCUUAUACUGCUCGUGAUGAAAUCACCCAUUCAAUUAAGUCUAUCGUUCAGAAACGGGUUCUUGGUGAAAUUGAAUCCCAAGAUGAUAUUACAGCUGCUACCAUUGAAGAAAACUUCUAUUUUGGCAAGGAUGUGUAUCCUUUGGAUAUAUUGGUUAGAACAAGUGGACAUACUAGAUUAAGUGAUUUCAUGCUCUGGCAAUGUAAUGAAGGUUGUACCAUUGAGUUUCCUGACGUGUUAUGGCCAGAUUUUGGGUUUUUAUGUAUUGUCUCGGUUUUGUUCAAGUGGAGUUAUUAUAAGACUAUACAAUUAGAAGAAGAAGCAAUCCAAGGUAAAAAACCUAACCUUAAGGAAGUUAUUCCUCCUGUAUUGCUUCAUGAAUUACCUUCACCUCCACCAGCAGCAUCAGUUUCUCGAAAGUAG
This is a messenger RNA of Spathaspora passalidarum NRRL Y-27907, 948 nucleotides long. It is a transcript of the gene SRT1, whose product is annotated as ditrans,polycis-polyprenyl diphosphate synthase. Bases 1 to 948 code for a protein of 315 amino acids. Gene Ontology annotation, cellular component: lipid droplet; dehydrodolichyl diphosphate synthase complex; endoplasmic reticulum. Gene Ontology annotation, molecular function: ditrans,polycis-polyprenyl diphosphate synthase [(2E,6E)-farnesyl diphosphate specific] activity. The record is from RefSeq and is a predicted model, not a curated record. The transcript has 2 exons. NCBI's taxonomy places the organism in Eukaryota, Fungi, Ascomycota, Pichiomycetes, Serinales, Debaryomycetaceae.